GACUUGUAUGUGACCGACGCAGGAAGUGGUCACACCGAAAGGCGCCUUUUCUGAGCUCAUGUUGUCAGGCAAAAAAAGAAAAAAAAAAAGAACUAGCUACCCCGGGAUGGAAAAAGGCAAAGUUAUGCUAAAUGUAAAGAAACAACAUGGCUGCUAAAAAGAAGCGCACUCCAAACACACAGAAUGACAGCUGGGUUGUUAUCGCCGCAGACUCAGUAACUGAAACACAGAAGCACGACUGUGAUCCAGAUUUCGUGAAGCUCAGGAAUCCCUCUACAGAAGAGGCGUCUCUGUAUUUGCUCGGUGCCGGUGAUGUGCAGCUGUACGAGGUCAAGGCGUUUGAAGAAGACUUCCACUCCUGGUUCGUUGGACAGACCGUACAGAGAGAUGGAAAACUUCUCUUCGUAACACAGAUGGACCCUCUCUAUCUGAUAUUGCCCUAUAUGAUUAAAUCUGGCCAAGAGGGGAAAUUCCAGCCUGUGGAUCAAGUUGUUAAGGAUGAUGAGUUUCCAGCGAGCUCCAGGCUGCUCAGAUGCACACGCUCCCUGACCAGCCUGCACCACAUUGCAGAGGAAAAAGAGGUCGGAAGCCUGAAGUUUCAUCGCUACAGUCGAGAACGAACCAUGAACUGGUUACAAAAGAAGGUGGAGAGAACCAUCGCUGCCCUGAAGAAGAAAAAUAUCUGUGUGGGAGAAGGAGUGAAAUCCACAACUUAUGUCAGAGUCAAGUCUGAGUCAGACGACCGGGAGGAAGACUACCUUCGCUACGCUCACGGUCUGAUAUCCGAGUACAUCAGUGAAGAACUGAGCAAAGCUCUCCUUAAACACUUGGGGUUACAAGAGCUUAAAAGUCCGAAGGAAACAGAGCCUCCGUCUAAGAAGCGGAAACUUUCCGACAAGCCGGUGGAGGCUGGAGAAGACUACACAAAAUUCAACAGUGCAGACUUUGCACGGAAACCACCCAAGAAGAUGACAGCUGCUCAGAAAACUUUGGCUAAAGUGGACAAGAGUGGCAUGAAGCCAAUGUCUUCUUUCUUCAGCCCAAAGACCAAAGCUGAAAAGAAGUGAAUGUGUUGUGCUGUUUGGAUUCGCCUGACUCAUGUUUUGUAAUAAAGGAAAGAAAAACCUA
This is a messenger RNA of Poecilia reticulata (guppy), 1128 nucleotides long. It is a transcript of the gene rnaseh2b, whose product is annotated as ribonuclease H2, subunit B. Gene Ontology annotation, biological process: RNA catabolic process. Gene Ontology annotation, cellular component: ribonuclease H2 complex; nucleoplasm. The record is from RefSeq and is a predicted model, not a curated record. NCBI's taxonomy places the organism in Eukaryota, Metazoa, Chordata, Actinopteri, Cyprinodontiformes, Poeciliidae.